AUAAUCCGAAAUCCAGACUCACAGACCCAAAAAAAAUAAGCAGUGGAACAGACGGAGAAUGAAAGGAAGCACAUGGAUAGUGUACUUGGAUUGAACCAUUGCCAUGUCAAAGUAGGACUUCCAUGGAGAUUCAAUCCCUCUAACAAAGCCUUUCUCUGUCCCCAAAACCCUAUUCUCCAAAGCCCUAAACCCUCCUAUUCCAAUCCUAAACAAUUCUCCCUUUCUAUCUUCUCUGUUCCACAGCAUAGCUCCGCAACGCACACGACCCUUCUUGUUGAGACUUUCCAUCAGCACCGAAGCCUUAAAGCCUUGCUCAAAAAGCUCAGCAAGAAAGAUUCUUGCCCUUUGCAAGUGCUUAGUGAAGAUGGUGAUUGGAGCAGGGAACAUUUCUGGGCUGUUAUUGGAUUCCUCAAACAUGCUUCAAGAUUCAAUGAGAUUCUUCAGGUGUUUGAUAUGUGGAAGCAGAUUGAGGAAUCGAGGAUUAAUGAGUUGAACUACAAUAAGAUAAUUAAACUGCUUGGUGAAGAGAAUUUGGUGGAAGAAGCAGUAAAGUUAUUUCUAGAGAUGAAGAAAUAUGAACUUUGUCCUUCUUUGGAGUCUUACAAUUCAAUUAUUCAUGGUUAUGCUAGAAAAGGGAACUUCGAUGAAGCUUUACGUUUUCUUAAUGAGAUGAAAGAAAUGAAUGUGGCACCGGAAACUGAUACCUAUGAAGGUCUGAUUGAAGCUUAUGGAAAACACAAAAUGUAUGAUGAGAUGGGAAUGUAUGUGAAGAAGAUGGAGUUGAAUGGUUGUCCUCCUGACCAUAUUACUUAUAAUAUGCUUAUCCGAGAGUUUUCUCGAGCUGGAUUGCUCAAAAGAAUGGAAAGAGUUUAUCAAACCAUGCUUUCGAAAAGAAUGCGUUUGCAAUCUUCCACAUUGGUUGCAAUGCUCGAGGCUUAUGCUAGAUUUGGAAUCUUGGAGAAGAUGGAAAAGGUUUAUAUGAGAAUUUUGGACUCAAAGACCCGCUUACCGGACAAUUUGAUAAGGAACUUGGCUGAGGUUUAUAUUGCGAAUUAUAUGUUUUCUAGACUAGACAUCUUGGGGGUUGAUCUUUCUUCGAGACAUGGCGGGACAUAUCUCGCUUGGUGUUUGCGUCUUCUGUCUCAUGCUUGUCUUCUCAGUCGAAAAGGAAUGGAUUCCAUUAUUCGGGAGAUGGAAGAAGCUGAAGUUUCAUGGAAUAUAACAAUUGCAAACAUUAUCAUGUUAACUUAUUUGAAGAUGAAAGAUUUCACGCGCUUGAGAAUUUCUUUCUCCAAAUUGUUAACUCAUAAUUUGAUGCCUGAUCUUGUCACUGUUGGAAUUCUAUUCGAUGCAAAAAAUAUGGGUUUCGAUGGGGCUGAAACUUUAGAAAUAUGGAGAAGGAUGGGCUUCCUUUACAAAGCUGUGGAAAUGAACACUGAUCCUCUAGUUCUUACUGCAUUUGGAAAGGGACAUUUUCUUAGAAACUGUGAAAUGGCAUAUUCCUCGCUUGAACCUGAAGUUAGAGGAAAAGAGACAUGGACAUACCAUAGCCUAAUUAAUUUGGUGUUCAAACAGAGAGGAAAACAAUGUCAGUCUAUGGGAGAACAAUCAAGUCAGAGCUAAAGCUAGCUUAUCAAAGACAGUUAAUUGAAUUCCCUAGUCUUUUUUGUACUAAACCUGUAACUUUUUGUACAGACUGACAGACUAGACUCUCUGUUGAUCGAGCAGUUUUUAGGUACCA
Messenger RNA from Ziziphus jujuba (common jujube), 1741 nucleotides. Its product is annotated as pentatricopeptide repeat-containing protein At4g14190, chloroplastic. Gene Ontology annotation, molecular function: protein binding. The transcript is spliced from 2 exons. Bases 73 to 1623 code for a protein of 516 amino acids. The record is from RefSeq and is a predicted model, not a curated record. NCBI's taxonomy places the organism in Eukaryota, Viridiplantae, Streptophyta, Magnoliopsida, Rosales, Rhamnaceae.